Nannospalax galili (Upper Galilee mountains blind mole rat) is the source of this 2837-nucleotide messenger RNA. It is a transcript of the gene Ufl1, whose product is annotated as UFM1 specific ligase 1. The record is from RefSeq and is a predicted model, not a curated record. The coding region runs from base 91 to 2472 and encodes 793 amino acids. Gene Ontology annotation, molecular function: UFM1 ligase activity. Gene Ontology annotation, cellular component: endoplasmic reticulum membrane. The transcript has 19 exons. Gene Ontology annotation, biological process: regulation of proteasomal ubiquitin-dependent protein catabolic process; protein K69-linked ufmylation; response to endoplasmic reticulum stress. NCBI's taxonomy places the organism in Eukaryota, Metazoa, Chordata, Mammalia, Rodentia, Spalacidae.
UGGCCCUCGCCGCGACCCGUCCCGCUGGGCACCCGCCGCAGCCAGGCCGACGUGUCAGCCGUUGGAGGCGUCUGGGCGUUCGUGAACGUGAUGGCGGAUGCCUGGGAGGAGAUCAGGCGGCUGGCGGCCGACUUCCAGCGGGCGCAGUUCGCCGAGGCCGCGCAGAGGUUGUCAGAGCGGAACUGCAUUGAGAUUGUGAAUAAAUUGAUCUCCCAGAAACAGCUAGAAGUAGUUCAUACACUUGAUGGGAAGGAAUAUAUCACUCCAGCCCAAAUCAGUAAAGAAAUGAAAGAUGAGCUCCAUGUCCGUGGUGGUCGAGUGAAUAUUGUUGACUUACAGCAGGUUAUUAAUGUGGACCUGACUCAUAUUGAAAAUAGAAUCAGUGACAUUGUUAAAUCAGAAAAGCAUGUCCAAAUAGUAUUGGGACAAUUGAUAGAUGAGAACUAUUUGGAUCGGUUAGCAGAAGAGGUAAAUGAUAAAUUACAAGAAAGUGGUCAAGUAACCAUAUCAGAAUUGUGUAAAACCUAUGACCUUCCUGGAAACUUUCUCACACAGGCAUUAACUCAGCGACUUGGCAGAAUUAUCAAUGGACAUAUUGAUCUUGAUAACAGAGGAGUAAUUUUUACCGAAGCCUUUGUGGCUAGACAUAAGGCCCGCAUUCGAGGACUAUUCAGCGCAAUUACCCGGCCAACAGCAGUGAAUUCUUUGAUUUCAAAAUAUGGAUUUCAGGAGGAGCUCCUUUACUCUGUGCUUGAAGAACUUGUUAAUAGUGGACGCUUACGAGGCACUGUGGUUGGCGGGAGACAGGAUAAAGCCGUGUUUGUCCCUGACAUUUAUUCCAGGACACAAAGUUCUUGGGUCGAUUCCUUUUUCAGGCAGAAUGGCUACCUAGAAUUUGAUGCUUUAUCCAGACUUGGAAUCCCAGAUGCUCUAAACUAUAUAAAGAAAAGGUAUAAGAAUACACACCUCUUGUUUUUGAAAGCAGCUUGUGUUGGUCAAGGGCUUGUGGACCAGGUGGAAGCAUCAGUGGAGGAAGCCAUCAGCUCUGGAUCAUGGGUUGAUAUUUCCCCUCUGCUACCCAGCUCUUUGUCAGUUGAAGAUGCUUCCAUGUUGCUUCAACAGGUGAUGAGACCAUUCAGCAAGCAGGCUUCUGCUGUAGUCUUUAGUGACACAGUUGUAGUCAGUGAAAAAUUUAUAAAUGACUGUACAGAGCUGUUCAGUGAACAGAUGCACCAAAAAGCUGAAAAGGAAAUGAAAAAUAAUCCUGUGCAUUUAGUCACUGAAGAAGAACUUAAACAAAUUUCUAUAUUAGAAAAUGUUAACACAAAUAAAAAGGAUAAGAAAGAUGAGCGCAGGAAGAAAGCAACAGAAGGCAGUGGAAGUGUGCGAGGUGGAGGCGGGGGCAAUGCCAGAGAAUACAAAAUUAAAAAAGUCAAGAAGAAAGGAAGAAAAGAUGACGAUAGUGAUGAUGAGUCUCAGCCAGCUCAUACUGGAAAGAGAAAGCCAGAGAUCACUUUCAUGUUCCAAGAUGAAAUUGAAGAUUGUUUAAGAAGACAUGUGCAAGAUGCUCCAGAAGAGUUUAUUUCUGAACUUGCUGAAUACUUAAUAAAACCUCUUAAUAAAGCAUAUCUUGAGGUGGUACGUUCUGCAUUCCUGUCUUCAACUUCUGCUUCUGGAACUAGCAGAAAACGCACAAUCAAAGACUUACAAGAAGAGGUUUCCAACCUGUACAAUAAUAUCCGAUUAUUUGAGAAAGGGAUGAAAGUGUUUGCAGAUGAUACACAGGCUGCUCUUACCAAGCACUUGCUGAAGACAGUGUGCACCGAUGUCACUAACCUCAUUUUCAACUUCCUAGCUUCAGAUUUAAUGAUGGCGGUAGAGGACCCUGCCACCAUUACAAGUGAAAUAAGAAAAAAAAUUUUAAGUAAACUGACAGAAGAAACCAAAGUAUCUCUCACAAAACUCCAUAACUCUCUGAAUGAAAAAAGUAUCGAAGACUUCCUCUCUUGUCUGGAUUCUGCAACAGAAGCUUGUGAUAUCAUGGUGAAAAAGGGAGACAAAAAGAGGGAAAGGCAGAUACUAUUCCAGCAUCGGCAGGCACUGGCUGAACAGCUGAAAGUCACGGAAGACCCUGCUCUUAUUCUGCAUCUCACGUCGGUCCUGUUAUUUCAGUUCUCAACCCACAGCAUGCUUCAUGCCCCUGGAAGAUGUGUCCCACAGAUCAUUGCUUUUCUUAAUAACAAAAUCCCAGAGGAUCAGCAUACUCUCUUGGUGAAGUAUCAAGGUUUGGUUGUGAAACAGUUAGUCAGUCAAAAUAAGAAGAGUGGGCAGGGAGAAGGUCCUUUGGGUGAUGGAUUAGACAAAGAACAGCAAGAUGUCACCAAUACUACUCGGAAAGAGCUUCAAGAACUGUCUUUAUCCAUUAAGGACCUUGUUCUGAAAUCCAGGAAAUCAUCUGUGACAGAGGAGUAAUGAUCUUCCUUUAGUUAUGUAGUGCCUAGUGAAUGGUCAGAAAAUCAUAGUCACUCACCAUACCCUCAUCUCCCCUAGCAAUUCUUCCCCAUACAGUUUGAAUAAAAUUGUGCUAUUGUGUAUAUAAAUCUUAUAAAAAUGUGAAUAUUUGUAAGUUGGGUUCUCUAUGAAAGAUUUUCUUUUCAGAUAAAUUCUAUGUUUAAUUUUUUUCCACAUAAAAUUAUUUCACAGAGUUUGGGAAUAGUGGUGCACACCUUUAAUCCCAGCACUUGGGAGGCAGAGGCAGGAGGAUCUCUGUGAGAUCGAGGCUAACCUAGUCCACAUAGUGAGUUCCUGGUCAACUGGGGCUACAGGGAAGCCCUGUA